AAAAGACUAGGCGAUAAUCAUGGAGGAUCGCGUUUGUGCGUGAGGAUUGACUGCCGGGAAAUGGUGCUCAUGAAGAAAGUGGAUUUUCAUUGAAUUUUAUUAAAUUCCGAGAAUAAAAUAUUAUCAGAAUGAUACGGUUAUUAUCUGGGACAUUUGGUUCCUACAGCAGCCAUCAGUUGAGACGAAGCACACAGCAUGCAAUCACCAAACAAAACCAACGGAAUCCUUCUGUCUUACGACCAAACAGCAUCAAUGCCAUGCUAGCAGCCAAUUAUGUUGGGUUUACCCGGGUCUAUGCUGUCCUGCGGCCUAAGGUGUAUGUCUCCGAGGGUAGCACAAGAGCCAUGUCUAUGCUGCCCAAGAUAACCCGACUGCUGAGGAUUAGAUACAUUGUCAUUGGCUCUGCUGUAGCAGGUGGUACGAGUCUCAAAAUGACCUACAACAGUUGGAAGGACAGCAUCCCAGACCUGAGUUGGAUCAACGACUACUUCCCCGACGGAUCUCUCAUGAGGGACAUGUCCAAUGAGAUGCGUCGAUUCACAGCGUACAUGAAGCUACCAGAGAAAGGUUGGCUGAAACGCAGAGUGGAGUCCGUUAAAGGACUCAUGCCUGAAUUGCCUGAUGGUUCAAAUCCCCAAAUUCAUGUUUUGGGUCAGGGUGGUUCUAUACCUGUAACAAACUCUCUAUUGGAAGGAUCAGAAAGUAAGAAGGCUGGUCCUGUUAUGGCACUAAAGGCUGAAGAUACUCAAGAGACAUCGUCAGCCUCUGCACAGGAAAGUCAGAAGGAAAGGGAUGAACUUGAGAAAAUCAAAGAAGAAUUCUUAGAAGCACAGCUAAGAUACCAGAGAGAGAUUGACAGACUGGAGAAGGAGAAUAAAAGACUCAAGAAAUCACUGCUGAGCAAAGGAGAUAAGAAUGCCUUAGGAAGGAAAGAGAAGAAAUCACUGAUUGAUAUGUACUCUGAGGUGCUGGAUGAGCUCUCUGACUUUGAUACCUCAUACAAGAUGCAGGAUCAUCUACCAAGGGUUGUAGUUGUAGGAGACCAGAGUGCCGGUAAAACCAGUGUUCUUGAGAUGAUUGCUCAGGCUAGAAUAUUUCCCAGGGGAGCCGGUCAGAUGAUGACUAGAUCUCCUGUGAAGGUGACAUUGAGUGAAGGUCCUAAUCACAUAGCACAGUUCAAGGACAGCGGAAAGGAAUUUGACCUUACCAAGGAAUCAGAGCUAAAAUCUCUAAGGCAGGAGAUAGAAGCUAGGAUGAAAAACAGUGUUCAGGACGGACAGACCAUAAGCACUGAGGUGAUAUCACUGAGUGUGCGAGGGCCGGGUAUACAGCGGAUGGUUCUUGUUGAUUUACCAGGGAUGAUCAGCACUGUAACAACUGGGAUGGCUGCAGACACAAAGUCCUCCAUACAAAAGAUGAUCAACAGUUACAUGGGCAACCCCAAUGCUAUCAUUCUAUGUAUACAAGAUGGUGCAAUUGAUGCUGAGCGUAGUAUAGUCACAGAUCUUGUCAAUGAGGUAGAUCCGACAGGAAAAAGGACCAUCUUCGUCUUGACCAAAGUAGAUUUAGCUGAGAAGAAUCAUCUAAACCCCAAUAGAAUAAGACAAAUCCUUGAUGGUCGACUCUUUCCUAUGAAGGCUCUGGGUUACUUUGCAGUGGUAACAGGAAAAGGCAAUACAAGUGACAGUAUAGACAGCAUUAAGCAAUAUGAAGAGCAGUUCUUUAGGCACUCAGCAUUAUUCAAGUCAGGUGUAUUUAAGGCAACUCAACUGAACACUCAGAACCUUAGCUUUGCUGUCUCAGACUGCUUCUGGAAGAUGGUGAGAGAGUCGGUAGAACAACAAGCAGAUGUCUAUAGAGCUUCAAGAUACAACCUAGAAACAGAAUGGAAGAACAACUUUCCAAGGUUACGAGAAUUAGAUAGAGAUGAACUAUUUGAGAGAGCGAAGAGCGAGAUGCUGGAUGAAGUCAUGAGCCUUAAUGAAAUCAAACCACAACAGUGGGAGGAGACUCUAUCAAAGCUUCUAUGGGAAGGUGUAUCUAGUCAUGUCUUUGAAGGUAUCUACCUCCCAGCCUCACAAUCGUUAGAUGCAGGGGCUUUCAACACCAUCAUUGACAUCAAAUUGAAAGAAUGGGCUGAGAAUGUUCUACCAAAGACAAGCAUUGAGGUUGGAAGCAACACACUUGUCGAGGAAUACUCCAAGCUUGUCGAGAAGAGUAAGAGUAAGAAGGAUCAUGACACCAUCUUUGAUUCACUGAAGACGGCUGUCAAGCACGAGAGUAUCAGCAGACAUCAGUGGAUGGAGAGGGCUGUAGAAAACCUGAAAGUGAUUCAGUUCAAUGCUUUAGAGGAUAGAUCCGUACCAGAUAGAAGGCAGUGGGACCAAGCAAUCUCCUUCAUGGAAACCAUGAUCAAACAGAGACUCAAAGAAACUGAUAUAGCCAUACAGCAGCUGAUAGGACCCGGUUCCACAGAACGAUGGAUAUAUUGGAAGAGAAUUAGUCAAGAAGAGAUUAGCAGGAGAUUAGCAAAGGAAGAACUAGAAAAGUUACUACAAGCUGAAGAGAAUCAUGUACCAGAGCUGACAGAGGAUGAACAAACCACUGUCAAGAAGAAUCUACAAACAAAAGGAGUGGAUGUAGAUAACCAUCUUAUACAAGAGACUUGGUACCCAUUAUUCAGGAAACAUUUCAUGCACCGAUCCCUUCGUCUUGCCAGUGAUUGUAGGAAAGGAUUUUAUCAUUACCAUCAAGGAUUAAAUGAUUCAGGGAUUGAAUGCCACGAUAUUGUACUUUUCUGGAGGAUACAACGGAUGCUAGAACUGACAAGCAACGUCUUAAGACAACAGAUCAUGAAUACGGAAGCGAGAAGACUGAGUAAAGAGGUGAAGGAGGUCUUGGAGGACUUUGGAGAUGAUAGAUCAACCAAGGUCAAACUACUUACAGGGAGGAGGGUAGAUCUAGCUGAAGAAUUGAGUGAGUUUUAUUUCAUCUUCAUAUCAAGUCACUUCAUUUGAU
Molecule: messenger RNA, 3018 nt
Organism: Lytechinus variegatus (green sea urchin)
Lineage: Eukaryota; Metazoa; Echinodermata; Echinoidea; Temnopleuroida; Toxopneustidae
Gene: opa1
Product: dynamin-like 120 kDa protein, mitochondrial
Exons: 28
Coding region: 129-3017 (962 amino acids)
Biological process (GO): mitochondrial fusion
Cellular component (GO): microtubule; cytoplasm; mitochondrial membrane
Molecular function (GO): microtubule binding; GTPase activity; GTP binding
Source: RefSeq, a predicted model, not a curated record